GACUGCGGCCCCGGGACGGCAGAGUCACCCAGUCUCUUGCGGUGGACCUUGAGGAGUCGCAUCCCCAACCCCCAGCACGGGCAUUAAGGCGCAGGCGCGCCUUGCCUCUGUCCUUCUGGGAUGGACGAGUGGUGCCAGCUCUGGGCGGGGCUCUGCAGUUGUGACAGGCUCCUCCUCCCCAGAUCGUUGCCCUCCCCACACCCGCCCCCGCCCUCCUGCACUAACCGUGCUCCUCCGGGCCCCUGAGCCUGCUCCUAGCCAUGGUGGCCUGGCGCACCACUUUCCUCGUUUGCCUCGUUUUCUCCUUGGCCACCCUGGUCCAGAGAGGAAGUAAUUUUGACUUGAUUUAUGCAUUAAGUGAUGGAAAUGAUGGGCACCAGAAACCAAGUACAGGAGCAAGAGGGAGAUGGGACCAUGUCACCACUACCACAACUAGAAGGCCAGGAACAACUAGAGCACCAUCAAAUCCUGUGGAACCAGAUGGUUUAAACUUGGCUGAUGCCUUGGAUGAUCAAAAUGAUAUAGAUGGCCACAAAAAACCAAAUGUAGGAGAAGGAGGAGGUUUGUCAGACAAGGAUCUUGAGGACAUACUGGGAGGUGGGGGAUACAAACCUGAUAAAAAUAAAGGUGGUGGCGAUUAUGGCAGCAAUGAUGACUCUGGAUCUGGCAUGUCGACAGAAACUGGCACCAUUGCAGGUGUUGCCAGUGCCCUGGCCAUGGCCCUGAUUGGAGCUGUAUCCAGCUACAUCUCCUACCAGCAGAAGAAGUUUUGCUUCAGCAUUCAGCAUGCAGCAGAAGGGCAAGAGGGCCUCAAUGCAGACUACGUGAAGGGGGAGAACCUGGAAGCCGUUGUGUGUGAAGAACCUCAAGUGACAUACUCAAAACAAGAAAUGCAGUCUGCAGAGCCUCCACCACCUGAGCCACCCCGGAUCUGAGGCCCUGUUCAGUGGCAGGUGCACAGGAAGGGUGCCACUGCUUGUGACCCAGCCCCAGAUUUCAUUUGCUGACCCUUCCCUCAAGUUUCUUCCCAUGCUGCUGGCUUCUUAUUCUGCUGAGUUUUCUGGACAAGCCUUAGGUGUUCGUGAGUGUAGUUUCUGUGCCCUGUCCUGCAGAAUACAGUGACUGCUCUGCCACUGGUCCUCUGAAGAGACUUGGUGCUGAGACUUGAGCGGAUUACCAGCAUUGGAAGUUGCUGGACCAUAGAGACAGCCUGCUCCAGCCUUAGCAUGGGGAAAAAGGAGGUAGAACCAAGGUGAGGGUAAACAAGAGGAUGGUGGAGACGGUGCUGAAGGAAAACAUUUCUGCUUAAGCAAUCCCUAGGUACUAUGAGACUCUUUACCUAUAUGCUGGAGGGGUUGCUGUGGCACUGACCACUAAGAGCUGUGAGUAGGAUGCUCAGCUAGGAUCUGGCAAAUAUGGAGCCCCUGCAAGAAGCAAAUUGGUUAGCAUCAAGCUUCAACACACACACACACACACACACACACACACACACACACACACACACA
Molecule: messenger RNA, 1505 nt
Organism: Onychomys torridus (southern grasshopper mouse)
Lineage: Eukaryota; Metazoa; Chordata; Mammalia; Rodentia; Cricetidae
Gene: Cd99l2
Product: CD99 molecule like 2
Exons: 10
Coding region: 261-935 (224 amino acids)
Source: RefSeq, a predicted model, not a curated record